Messenger RNA from Penicillium daleae, 1680 nucleotides. Its product is annotated as fungal specific transcription factor domain-containing protein. The record is from RefSeq and is a predicted model, not a curated record. Lineage: Eukaryota; Fungi; Ascomycota; Eurotiomycetes; Eurotiales; Aspergillaceae. The coding region runs from base 1 to 1680 and encodes 559 amino acids. The transcript has 3 exons.
AUGGGUAUUGAGGCUAUGUUACGAUGGCCUGUUUGCAAAGAAUAUCUUCAUCAGCUAGGGAUCUCAACUUCUGAGACUCUGGUGGAACUGUUAGGUCAGGUUUCAAGUCACAUCGCACCUGCUACAAUUGGACAUGAAUCACCGGGUUUCAAUAGGCAGACUAUUCUUCAUCUGGUGGAAAAUUUCUUGGUCAAUAACAACGUUAAAAACCCCAUUAUUGACCCGGUGGAGUUAAGACGUGACGCCGAGGAAUUCCUGGACUCUUCGUACAGACACGGGGGAAGAUUUUGUCGUCUGGUGAGUAGACACCAAGUUGCAUGGAGAUUCAUGCUAAUAGCCCGCUGUUUUAAGCUUCUUGUCCUGGCUAUCAGCAGCAUUUCCACAUCCCUCACAGAUCACGCACCUCCAGGACAAGUUAUGGUUCCCCGCGACGCACCGGAGUUUCGAGCUGCGGAUCUUUACUUUCAGGAAUCUCAGCGUCAUAUGGGUACUCUCUACUGUGAAAACACCCUGAUUUCUGUGCAGUGCGCGUUUCUGUCGGGUGUUUACUUGAUGUAUACCAUGCGUAUAAUGGCGGCAUGGAAAGCGUUCGUCCAAGCUAGUACCCAGUGCCUGGGUUACUUUGCUUCCCGACGACGGCUCAAAGUUUCAUUCGAGUCUCAUGCCCAAAGUAGAGACGAGGUCUUAGAACACGGUGGCCAAACUUCUGCCAACUUGAGGGCUCUGGAGGAUUCAUUGUAUUGGAGUUGCUUGAAAAGUGAAAUCGAACUUCGUCUUGAAUUGGGACUUCCAGGAUCUGGUAUUAGCGGUAUACAGUAUCCGAAUAUCUUUCCAUCUGUCCCCAGUCUCGAUUGCUCCGAAAUCAACGCUCGAUCAAGCCAAACAUCAUCAUCAUCUGAAGCUGAUAGAGGAUUCCUAGUCAAUGGAUGGCUUUUCUAUUUAGGGGAAAUCGCGCUGAAGAGAAUGCAAUACCGAGUCCUUACCUACCGCUAUGAGCAUAGCGAUGGCAGCACUUGUCGUGAGGAAGACAGUACUGACGGAAACUCUGCUCUCUGGCAUAGCGUGGUCGAAUUCGACAUGCAGCUCCAACAAUGGUUGCAAUGGUUACCCCCUUCCAUGCGCUUCUCUGCCACAUCCACCGAGCCUCUAUACGACAUCCUGCCCUGGGUGCUACGUGGCCAUCACAUUGACGUUAUUGAAAUUCUUCGAUUUCCAGCCAUUUUAGUGAUUCUGAACAAUCGCAAGCUCGGUCCUUCGGCAGUCAACGCCAACUUGCCGUCUGUAUGCUCUGAAACUACCUCCCAAUUGGCCAAAGAGUACCUCGAAAGUGCGGUCCGUCGAAUCGAGGCGAAUGCAGAGGGGCUUCUUCAUCGCCACCAAGGCAGUUGGCUGACGAUGCGUAGCUGCACGCGUAGCGCCCUAGCGUUAUUGGCUUUGAAGCUGCAUUGCCAGUCAGAAUCUCAAAGCAACUGCAGUGAGGAUCAAGUACCAGAGGACACUCGAGCAAAUAAUUUGACGCCCUCACGAGUGCCUUUGCAGGCUGACUUCAUCCUACCAAGCCGAUGGAGACAUGCCGUAAUCCUUGUGUCAUCAAUGUUGAAGGCGUGGGAAUCGGAAAGUCCUGAUGUUGGUCGAUUAAGGCUUGUGGUUGAGGGCUUAUUGAGCCUGUGUCGCGCGUAA